UUCCGCUCUCCUCUGCAACCAUGUCUGACAAACCUGAUGUGACUGAGAUUGAGAAAUUCGGUAAGUCGAAAUUGAAGAAGACAGAAACUCAAGAGAAAAAAACCCUGCCUUCAAAAGAAAUGAUUGAACAGGAGAAGCAAACUGGUGAAUCGUAAUGAGGCAGGCGUCGCCAAUAUGCACACUGUACAUUCCACAAGCAUUGCCUUCUUAAUUUUACUUCUUUUAGCUGUUUAACUUUGUAAGAUGCAAAGAGGUUGGAUCAAGUUUAAAUGACUGUGCUGCCCCUUUUCACAUCCAAGAAUUACUGACAAUGAUGGCCAAGCUUGCCUCUCCCACCCCUUGGCUGGCAGGGAAGGGAAAGAACUUGCAUGUUGGUGGAGGAGGAAGCUGGGUGGGAGACAGUGAAAUCUAG
Molecule: messenger RNA, 412 nt
Organism: Erinaceus europaeus (western European hedgehog)
Lineage: Eukaryota; Metazoa; Chordata; Mammalia; Eulipotyphla; Erinaceidae
Product: thymosin beta-4-like
Exons: 1
Coding region: 21-155 (44 amino acids)
Biological process (GO): actin filament organization; regulation of cell migration
Cellular component (GO): cytoplasm
Molecular function (GO): actin monomer binding
Source: RefSeq, a predicted model, not a curated record